This is a messenger RNA of Pistacia vera, 1243 nucleotides long. Its product is annotated as NAC domain-containing protein JA2L-like. The record is from RefSeq and is a predicted model, not a curated record. Gene Ontology annotation, biological process: regulation of DNA-templated transcription. Gene Ontology annotation, molecular function: DNA binding. Lineage: Eukaryota; Viridiplantae; Streptophyta; Magnoliopsida; Sapindales; Anacardiaceae. The transcript has 3 exons. Bases 95 to 955 code for a protein of 286 amino acids.
CCCUAAAUCUCUCCAUUGUUAAAAGGGUAAUUCUUGGGGCUCAUUUUUCUUAUGAAUUAGAGUGAAAAAAUCAGCUUAAUUUUCAGAGGAAUUAAUGAAGAUGAUGCCAACUGGGUUCAGGUUCAAUCCCACCGAUGAAGAACUCAUCCAAAUUCUUGAAAGGAAAGUUUAUGGCCAAGAAAUGCCUCUCCAUGGCCACUUCAUUGUUGAAAGAAACGUCUAUGAGUUUGAUCCUCAAGAUCUUGAAUGGGACUAUAAUAUGGCUGUGCCUAACAACGAGAGAUAUUGCUAUUGUAUAAAGGAGAAUGAUUCUCGAGAAGUCUUAGGUCGAGGAUGGUGGAGAGCUACCGGGCAUGUUAAGACAAUUUAUGCGAACGAACGAGUGGUGGGAUACAAGAGGCCAUUGACGUUUCACAGGUUCACUGGUAAUGACAAGAAGCGCAACACAGCCAUCAAGACUAAUUGGAUUAUGCACGAAUAUAAUCUAGAAUCCAACACAACUGAGUGGAGACUUUGUAAAAUCAAAUAUAAGGGGAAACCAAGUGCGCAAGAAGAGCUGGAGAAUAGCAGAAAAGGAGUUGCAUCAAAUAAAGAUUUUGAAGCUAGUAGUUCAAUAAUGAGCCUGCAGUCAGAAUUUGUCGGUGAUCAACAUCAGCAACCGCAACCAUUGCAGCUUGAAAAUGUGUGUGAGCCUUGUUUUGAAGCCAUAAGUUCAAUGGAGACGCAAGAACAAUUUGGUUUCGGUGGCGAAGAACCGCUGCAAUCCGAUCAACUCCUGCAGCUAGACAAUGUGUAUGAGCUUUAUUUUACACAAAACAUGCUACUGGAAGUGAUUGAUGAGAAGCUGCAACAAUCAAAAGCUUCAUGUGAUCCCUAUUACUUUGAUGGUCAGAUUGAGCAACCUGCAGAUUCAUCGGAGCAGCUCUUUCUCAGCCUUUGGUCGUGGCAGAACUAGCAAAAGUAUGGCGGUUUGAUCUCUUCAGAGUCUCUCUCUGAAUGAAAAGUUUUCUGUUUGGAUUGAUUAACAUUGUGGCUUUCUUUUAACUUUUUUCUUUUGUUAGUGUUUGAAUGAAUGAAUCUUAGUAUUUGAAAAUUCUCGGAUGCGGACAUCCUAAUUUUUUUUACCAAUUAGCUGAUAGUAGCUAUUGUAAUCGGAGUUUAAAAAAAUUAGGAUAUCCGCAAGAGAGAAUCACUAUCUAUGUAUUUAUGUUUGAAAAAUGGACAUAUUGUUAAAUUAUCUAGA